Purpureocillium takamizusanense is the source of this 1176-nucleotide messenger RNA. RefSeq names its product Endoplasmic reticulum transmembrane protein 3 (gene YET3). Gene Ontology annotation, biological process: intracellular protein transport; endoplasmic reticulum to Golgi vesicle-mediated transport. Gene Ontology annotation, cellular component: endoplasmic reticulum membrane; endoplasmic reticulum. Bases 378 to 926 code for a protein of 182 amino acids. The record is from RefSeq and is a predicted model, not a curated record. The transcript has 3 exons. Lineage: Eukaryota; Fungi; Ascomycota; Sordariomycetes; Hypocreales; Ophiocordycipitaceae.
CCAGUCCGUCUCUACAUAUAACGUAGCGAUUCCUCCUCGAGGCGACACAAUCCCCUCCAAGACGCUGUGCGCCCGCAUUCAUCUGUUGCCUCAGUUCCGCUGAGAGAAGAUUUCAUCUCCCUCUCUCUUCCUACGAAAGAAAUCCCAACCCGACCGACCACUUCGCCGUCCCGCCCCGCGCGUCGCUCUCCUCACCAUGACGCUCUACUACACCCUCGUGUUUGUCCUCCUGAUGGUGGAGAUGGCCGUGUUCAUGCUCCUCAUCGUGCCAAUGCCGUUUACGCUCAAGCGCAAGAUCUUUACGUACGUCAUGUUCCUCGCGUAUUCCUCACGGGCGGACAUGCCGCGUUCGAAAACCUGUGCGUGUCGGCUAAACCAUGAUUUUUCUACGUCGCAGAUUCAUCUCGGAAAACCCCAUCGUCGCCAAGAUAGAAUAUUGGAUGAAGAUCACCUUUGUCUUCAUACUCAUUCUCUUCAUCGACAGCGUUAAUCGCGUGUAUCGUGUCCAGCUCGAGCUGCUGGCCGCCACGGAGCAGACCUCUAAGGGAGCCGCCGUCAUGGGCCACGAACGCCUCGAGGUGCAGGCCCGCAAGUUCUACUCGCAGCGCAACAUGUACCUCUGCGGCUUUACGCUGUUCCUGUCCCUCAUCCUCAACCGCACCUACGUCAUGAUCAUCGAGGUGAUGCGCCUCGAGGACCGCGUCCGCGCCUACGAGGGCACCAAGAAAGACACCAAGGAGAGCGAGAAGCUGGCGGUCGCGGGUAAGCCCGGCGAGCUCGCGGCCCUUAAGAAGAAGCUCGAGCAGAAGGAGCAGGACCUGCAGACGCUCAAGAAGCAGAGCGAGCAGCUCCACAAGAGCUACGACGAGCUCAGCGAUAAGUACGCCGCCACGCAAAAGGACGGCGAAGCCAGGAAGUCCAAGUAGGACAUUUGCUUGACGGACCCCAAUACGCUGGCGACCGAUUGAGGCCCUUCCCCUCCCGGGUCGGGUGAGCCAAUGAAGGAGGGCAGAGCAGAGUAGAACGACCAAGGUAGAGUUGGACUGUUGGAUUGGGCGAGUCGCCAGUCCAUCGCACAUGGCACUGUUACGGCCCGGAGGACGUGAUGAGUUAUCAGGCUAGGAGAACCAGUCUCCCGUCUUGAUAAAGUAUCUACGAUAUGGGGAGCACCUCGCA